CGGCCGGGCGAGGCGCUUGGCGGGGAAAGGCGGGCUGGGCACCGAGGGGUGGGGACCAGGUGGUGCGCGGGUCCUGCAGUGCUCCAGCGUCGCACCCACUGCUGCUUCCAGAGCAUCCCAGAGCAGAGUCAGCGUGUCCCGGCAGUUCCACACCUCUGCUUGUGUGGCUUGGAAACUGUUGUAGAAACAUAUAGUAACAGCAGCGAGUAUGCUGUAGUCCCGGGUGCUAAUUUUUCUCCCCCAAACCUGUGACGUAAACCCGUGCAAAUCUUACGUGUUGCCUAACUUAGUUUCUCAAGGAUGAAGUGACAAAACCACUUAAAAAGUUAGGAAAUGUUCUGCAGGCAGCAGUCGUGUCCCGGAGGGAAUGGAUGGGGUGAGCAAGUAAAACUUUUCUACCUCCUACCUAGUGCUCAGUGAUUAGAGUAAUGUUUGGCUUGACUCUUGUCUGUCCUUGUGCUUGAGAAAGGUCAGGAGCUUGUAGAUGGGGCAUCUGUGGUGUUCUCGGUGUGUGCUGAGAUCAGCAGUGUGGGUUAGGCUCUGGACUGGCCCACGUUCUCAUGCUUGUACUGCUGCCUGAGCCAGUUUUCUCCCUUCUCCUUCCCGUCCUUUCUGCUGUGUGGUCAUUCCUGCCAUGGUGCUAAAAAGCUUUUGUAUCCUUCUGUGUCUGCCUUUUAGGAGUGCAGUUCUAACUGUUGUUCGAAGGUUAAUUUCCCGUAAUGGCCAUGUUGUAACUCUGGGUUGGUUUUUUUUUUUGUUUGGAAAAUCCAUGGUUUAAUAAUUUUUAGUAGGUUAUCCAUCUCAUGGAGCAGCGAGCUGAGUCAAGUGAUGUGAUAGCCCAGUGAUCACUAGAUUUUUGUAAGAGGAAGGUGCUUGGAGAUGCAGCUGGAGGAGGGGAAAGGGUAUAAUUCUGCUAUUUUGUGUGGAAAUGGCCUGUGUUUGGAUCGGAUUACACUAACAUGGAACUUAGAUCCUUAGAUGAACUUGCUUGGGGAAAUGCUGUGCCUUUUUUGCUUUUGUGUUUGGAAAGGGUUUUGCUGGAUAACUCUCCUUGCUGUGAGUGACUUAAAAUUCUUACUGCCCUUCUGCAAAGGGAGUGUACGCUUCUCUAUCCGUGUCUCCAAAAGGUUUUCUGCCUACACAGAGACCAAAAUUUUCCGAUGCUUCAUGCCUGAGGUGUUUCAGUAAGAUUCCCUUUGUGCUAGGACCUGAUUUUAACAAGAUCUAGCUCAAUAUGGAGCUUUCAAAAAUGCUGGAAAUCUUAGGAAUCGGUGGUGCUGAGGAAACACAGAUUAGUUGUGGAGCAGAGCACCAAGGCAGAAGCCUGGUUUCUCCUGGUGAAGCUGUCGAGGGUAAGGGUAUUUGCUGUAGCUAAGGUGAACAUUAGUUAUAUCCUUCCCUCUCUCACUGGCACUUGUGGCAUUAGAAGUAAGGUAAUUCAACUCACUGAUCUGGGAGAAGAUGGGGUUUUAGGGUACCUUUUCUGCGGUUAGCAAGUUGAUCUAAUGAGCACCAGAAGCGAGGUGAAUGAGGAGGAUCUGCGUGGGGAGGUUGAGGGUCGACAAGGGAAAUUGUCACCUGAUGGCGUCUGAGCUAGUAGAGAACUUGGUGUAAUGUGUGGAGCAUCACAUGCAUUUUAACCCCACCCAAACUGCUUUAUUUAUCCACCAGAGUUUCCUUCUCUCAAAAAGUCUAUAUUCUCUCCCUUCUCAGUUUGUGUAUUUUCAGGCUUCAUUUAAUUUUUCCCCUCUGGGGUAAGAUCCUUGAGGCAGUUGCUUUUCCAAGAGCUUUAUAUUCUAAGUAGGUUUAUUGACUAGCUGUUUCUAGCUGAAAUAGAGUUGUACCUGAAGACAGCAGUGGCCAGUUAGGAGGAGGUGUGUCUCAGUUGAGGAGAAGGUGGCCACUGCUGAAGCAGUGCAGGAAGCCAGUUUUGGAUCAGCAGGGAGAUGCCUGGGCAGGACUUGAGGGCAGAUGGAUGUGGAAGACCAGACUGGAGCAGCAGCACUCUGCUUACCAGUUAAAGAGUUUUCCAGAGUUUGAGGAGUAGGUUUGAAGCAGCAGUUCCUCAUUUAGCAACCCAUUCUCUGCAGUGUUAAUGCUGUUGCCCUACUUUAAAGUCAUCUGCUGCCCUUAACACCAUUUCAGAAUGUAUAAAGUAGUCUGGCUGAGCCUAUUGUUGCACCUCCUUUUCUGCUGCACUGGUCUGUUUACUUAUAUGCCAGGAAAAUGUUUGGUGAAGGCUAUGAAGCUCAGAAUCUCUGGAUUUAAAAAGGGCUAGGCUAGAUAAAGGGGCUGUGCUGGCGCUCAAGCUCCUGGAAGCUCAUUUAGAGGGGUAUCAUUUAGAGGUCUCAGAUACACUACAGGGGAACCAGCCGGUACUUUGGAAACAAAUAGGCUGUCAGUGGUAGUAAGAUUAUCAGAAAUAUUUUUUUUUAAAAUCUUACAUGGAGUUUUAAUCUUCUAAAAAGAUCAGGUUGUUUGGGUUUUUUUCCAGUGGAAUUCUGUUGAAUAAUCACUUUUGCUCCCUUUUCUGACUCUAGCCCUUCCUGCUGCUACUCUCUGUGUAGCUCAUGUUGCUGCAGGAAACUCCCUGAUCAUCUCAAUGUGUUACUCUUCUGCUAAGCACUCUCUUCAGUCUCACUUCUCUUCCUCUUGGCUGAUGAAAGCCUUCUCCAGUCCUUUCUCAGUCCUGCAAUUCACUGCAACUCAUCUUUCUGCUGCUGGAAGAUCUCCCUGGUUCUGCAUGGCCUCUUCAGCAGCUUUUGCCUCACAACUGUUGCCAGUGAACACUUCAUCCGCUCUGCUUCUGAUUCUGUUCCUCCUGAAAGGAACUUGCCACCACAGAUGCCAGUUUCUAGUCUAAUAUUCAAGUUAAGAUCUGUCGGGAGCAACAAGUAGCUGGAAGUGUGGAUCUGGAGUCCAUCUCAGCCUGAGCUCCUGGGAUCGUGUCGCCAUGGAGACCGAAAGUGAGCAGAACUCCAACUCCACCAGCGGGAGCUCCAGUUCUGGAGGAAGCACCCGUCCUCAGAUCUCACAGAUGUCUCUCUAUGAGCGACAGGCAGUACAGGCCCUGCAGGCACUCCAGAGACAGCCCAAUGCAGCCCAGUACUUCCAUCAGUUUAUGCUCCAGCAGCAGUUUAACAGUGCCCAACUUCACAGCCUGGCUGCUGUCCAGCAGGCUACAAUUGCGGCCAGUAGACAGGCCAGCUCCCCCAACACUAGCACCUCGCAACAGACCACCACCACGCAGGCUUCUUUGCAUGCUAACAGUGAUUCUCAAGCUCAGCAUACAAAUGAGAUCAACCUUGCCACCACCUCAGCUGCUCAGCUGAUCAGUCGGUCCCAGAGCGUGAGCUCCCCCAGCGCCACCACGCUGACACAGUCUGUGCUCCUCGGGAACACCACCUCACCGCCUCUCAACCAGUCACAGGCACAGAUGUACCUUCGGCCACAGCUGGGGAACCUGUUGCAGGUGAACCGGACCUUGGGCCGCAAUGUGCCUCUUGCCUCCCAACUCAUCCUGAUGCCCAAUGGGGCUGUGGCUGCUGUCCAGCAGGAGGUGCCACCCACUCAGUCUCCUGGGGUCCAUGCAGACACAGACCAGGUGCAGAACUUGGCUGUGAGGAGCCAGCAGACCUCUGCCACUAAUGCCCAGCUCCAAGGCUCUGCUCAGAAGACAGCCCUGCCAGGAAGCUCCCAGGCUUCGGGCCUACCGCAGGCCACCAGCACGGGCCAGACCAUGGCCGUGGCCCAGGCCUCCUCCAGCGGGCCGGGCCAGUCCCUCAACCUGAGCCAGGGAGCAGCAGGCAGCAAUGGUGUCUCCGGGGGUGUGGUGGCCAGUGGUGGGAGCCAGCCCUCCAUGGGAUUGAGCCAGAGCUCCGUGGCAGGUGCCGCUGGCAGUUGCCAGAGGAAAGGCACAGGGGUGGUUCAGCCAUUGCCAGUGGCGGCUGCCCAGGCCGUGACUGUCAGCCAGGGGAGCCAGACGGAGACAGAGAAUGCAGCCGCAAAGAAGGGUGACACGGACAGUGGUGGACAGCAAACGGUGGGCAUGAACCUCACCAGGACUGCUACCCCAGCACCCAGCCAGACGCUGAUCAGCUCAGCAACAUAUACGCAGAUCCAGCCACACUCACUGAUCCAACAGCAGCAGCAGAUCCAUCUGCAGAAGCAGGUGGUGAUCCAGCAGCAGAUAGCCAUUCAUCACCAGCAGCAGUUCCAGCACCGCCAGUCCCAGCUGCUCCACACAGCCACCCAUCUCCAGCUGGCUCAACAGCAGCAACAGCAGCAAGCAGCAUCUCUGACCCAGCAGCAGCAGCAAGCUCAGCCUCCGCAGCAGCAGGCUCCCCCCCAAAACCAGCAGCAGGCACAGACCCUUGUGGUGCAACCUAUGUUGCAGUCCCAGCCACAGCAUUUACAGCUCCAGCAGGACAGUCCGUGCCAGCCAGCCACCAAGUCACCUGUUCCUAUUCAGUCAAAAUCUCUGGUCACCCCCAUCAAACCCCCUCAGCUUGGGCCUGCCAAAAUGUCAGCAGCACAGCAGCCUCCGCCACACAUCCCCGUGCAGGUAGUGGGCACUCGGCAGCAGGGCUCAGGCCAGGCCCAAGCACUGGGCUUGGCUCAGAUCGCUGCAGCAGUGCCCACAUCCCGUGGAAUGCCGGCUGUAGUCCAGCCUGUUUCCCAAACCCAUGCUGCUUCCCCAUCAUCAUCUUCAGCUCCAGCAUCCUCACAGGAAGCUCCCCCUCUCACCACAGGGGUGAAUUUGGCACAAGUUCAAGGCACAGCCCACAUGGUGAAGAGCCCAGCUUCCUCUCCAGUUGUGGCUCAGAUGCCAGCAGCAUUCUACAUGCAGUCUGUCCAGUUGCCAGGCAAAUCUCAGACGUUGGCAGUAAAGCGCAAGGCAGAGUCAGAGGAGGAGAAGGAGGAGUCGCCCAGUGUCACUGCACUCCUGCCUGCCAGGUCCUCUCCCGUAACAGACAGCCCCAAAAACAUGGAGGAGAAGAGUGGCCUUGGAGAUAAUUCUGAUACUGCUGCCGUUGCAACUCCCAAUGCCUCAUCAAGUGAAGGAGCCUCAGUCACCCCCACCUCUGCUUCCACCCCAAACCUGGCAAUGGUGUCACGUCAGAUGGGAGACUCCAAACCUCCUCAAGCCAUUGUCAAGCCCCAGAUCCUCACACACAUCAUUGAAGGCUUUGUCAUCCAGGAGGGAGCAGAGCCCUUUCCAGUGGGUUGUUCUCAGCUGCUGAAAGAAUCUGAAAAACCACUGCAGGGAGAGGCUCCUUCUGGCCAGAAUGAAAACCUGUCUAGCAAUUCUCUGGGAGAGGAUAGUGCUUCCGUGGAGCUUGACAAGAAGGCAAACUUGUUGAAGUGUGAAUAUUGUGGGAAGUACGCCCCGGCAACCCAGUUCCGUGGCUCCAAGAGGUUUUGUUCCAUGACCUGUGCUAAAAGGUACAAUGUCAGCUGCAGCCAUCAGUUUCGGCUGCAGAGAAAGAAGAUGAAGGAAUUCCAGGAAGCCAACUACGCCCGUGUGCGCCGGCGGGGACCACGGCGCAGCAGCUCCGAAAUCGCUCGAACAAAGAUCCAGGGCAAGCGCCACAGGGGCCAGGAAGACUCAAGUCGAGGCUCUGAUAACUCCAGCUAUGAUGAAGCUCUGUCCCCUACAUCUCCCGGACCCCUGUCAGUAAGGGCCAGUCAUGGAGAGAGGGACCUGGCUAACUCUAAUAUGGCCCCACCUACCCCUGAUCUACAUGGCAUCAACCCAGUCUUCCUGUCCAGCAAUCCUAGUCGUUGGAGUGUGGAGGAAGUGUAUGAGUUCAUUGCAUCAUUGCAAGGGUGCCAGGAAAUUGCUGAGGAAUUUCGGUCACAGGAAAUUGAUGGUCAGGCCCUGUUGCUUCUGAAGGAGGAACAUCUCAUGAGUGCCAUGAACAUCAAGCUGGGACCAGCUCUCAAGAUCUGUGCCAAGAUCAAUGUUCUCAAGGAGACCUAAGAACUCUGAAGCCAGAGGUCUCACUUUUGCUCUGACCCCAGGGCAGCUGCCAGUUUUGGAGCAUCCUGUUGGGGUAGGGAAGAAUGGGACAGUCCCCUGUGGUCUUGCAUUCAAGAAGAAUGAGAAGGAAUUUAACUGAUUGAAACUGCCACGCACAAGCCCAUCUCUUGGUCUCUUAAUGGUGCUACAGUAAGGUUGAGGAAAACUGCCACCUGGGGCCUUUAAACAACUUUCCUUCUUCCUGAUUUUGAAUAUGCCUCCCCUGUAUACCACAUAAAGAUACUAAGGGGAUCUCUCUCUGUCUUAAAAGACUGCUGAAAGGGAACUGCCCUCACCCCUUUUUGCCACAGCAGGUCUGCUAGAUCUUAGCUUUGAAUAUCAUUGCCAGAAUUCAAGGCAUAGGAAGAGCUGGCCCCACGUAGACAUUGGGAGCACCUGUGCUUGGGGCUUUUAUGAAGGGGAACUAGCAAAUUACAAGUGACAGAGGUGACAAACAAGAAUUUGAGCAAAAGGGGCUGCUGCUUUUCCACUUUUAAAAGUACCUAGGCUGCUCAUGAACUUGGUUUAAUAGCCAUUCCAGCAUGCAUACCAAACUUGAAGGCCUGUGGCAAUAGGAGCUGUCUUGUCUUCACUCUGCAUGUCUACAGGAGACAGCAAAGCUAAAGUGUUGUGGCAGCUAUUCACUCCAGGUGCUCCUCUCAGAACCAGAGGAUUUUUCCUGAGUACUUAUGACAAAGUGAUGGGAAACUCAAAGGGGAGGGGGAUUGUCUUACAUUAGGGAACCUUGCAGCACUAGGUUUGUCUUCCCAUUGUGCUAGAGCAUAAUUUACAGAUCCAAAGCAGUCUCCAGAAGCACCAAGGCUCUUCAUGAAAGGGGCUGGAGUUUUGUUUUGUGUGUUUUCUUACCAGUUUGUAUUUUCUUUUUGUGUCUGUCUUCAUUAUCCUCAGGAGAGCUUAUGGGACAAAAUUUAGGCUGGCAGGAUUGUACUGCUUGCCUCAGGCUUUUUUUUUGUGUUGUGUUGUAAAACGAGUAUUUCUCUUUCUCAGUUACAAGGAACCAAACACACACCCUAGAACAACUCAAUACUGAUUUUUUAAUGUGACUUCUCAUUUCUAAAGCGUAGAAUUUAUGUUACAGGCUGAGUUUCUCCUACUCAGCCCCUCCAGGUUUGGUUGGGGGUUCUUUGGUUGGUUUUUGGUUUUUUUUAUUUUAAGGACCAAAUGUGGUAUUCUGAAGUUUUGUAGCCAAAUUGCCAAAGGUGAAAACCUGGGCAGAAUUAUUCUCUUCCAGAAGCAGCUCUGCUUCAAACAAACAGGCAAAAUACCUGAAGGAGUUACACAAACUGUGAAGAGGUAAGUGCCCUGUAGAGCCAAAUACCUGAAAGCAAGAUGGUGUUAUAAACCAUGUAUCUCAGCUUUUCUGUUUUCAGAAGUUUCACAUGAAUAUUUGAGUGAAACAUAAGAUGGUUCUGUGUGUUAAGCACAUACUGUUGCAGAAAAGCUGUAGUGGCAUGGGAGAAAGCCUAAUAGCAUAGGUAGGAAAACAUUAGAGAUCUUUGAAAUGGGCUCUUUAUUGACCCGUUAGAAAAAGAGGAAGGAAAGUGCUUAGUAGAUGGAUAAAAUGUGGCAGCAGCUUCCUAGUCUUAAGGGCACUGUUGAAUCUCACUUUUGUGACACCCUUGUUCAUCUGAGAAGACUUCUGAGGCUUUGUGAAUGCAAAUAGGCCCAAAGGAAGCUGCCCACGCUCACUUGUACCCUGGUACCACGGUUUGGUCUGAUGUAAUCUGGGGGCAGGGGAGGAGGAGGUUAGAAUCAAAAAUGAGCAGAGGAAGGCUGCCCUUAAACCAUUUUAUCCUUAGCAGGCUGGGUGUGAUAAAACUCCUGUUUAGUUUGACCCUUGGCAGGGUAGGCAGGCAGGUAGCCUGCCACUGUUACCAGUUACUCCUGAGGACUGGAUUUUAUUUCAGUCAAAUUGGAAGGUUUCACUUCUUCGUUUCAUGUUCAGUGUUCUUAAUAAAAAAAUGCUUGAUCAGGC
Messenger RNA from Corvus hawaiiensis (hawaiian crow), 8018 nucleotides. It is a transcript of the gene PHC1, whose product is annotated as polyhomeotic homolog 1. Gene Ontology annotation, molecular function: zinc ion binding; protein binding. The transcript has 16 exons. Gene Ontology annotation, cellular component: PRC1 complex; nucleus. Lineage: Eukaryota; Metazoa; Chordata; Aves; Passeriformes; Corvidae. The coding region runs from base 2954 to 5983 and encodes 1009 amino acids. The record is from RefSeq and is a predicted model, not a curated record.